GGUGCUGUGUGACUUGAUCUCAAAUUUUUGAUCUCCUCCAUGAUGAUCCAGUUCAAUAUUCUGAGAGGACACAGUGACGCUGUGAGCUCCUGUCACUUUUGCUUUGGAGACACAAAAAUACUGUCAUGCUCUUAUGAUAAAACAGUGAAGCUCUGGGUAUGUUAUGAAUGCAAUAACAAAUUAAAAAAAGCUGAAAUCAAACAAGGAAUGUUACACAGGCACGAAGAUUUACUGAAUCAUCAAGGAGAUGUUGAGAAAGGUUUUCCUAUUCACGUUUUUGAAGAACAACACGCUGCCCCAAUUUCUGAGUGCAACUUGACUCCUGAUGACAGAAGAAUGGUAACAUCGUCAUAUGAUAACACUGUCAAGGCUUGGGAUACGGAAACAGGAAAAAUACUUUGGACAGCAGAACAUGAUGGCAUUGUAACUUCAUGUAAUAUUUCUUGUGAUGGUAGAUAUGUGGUAUCUAGUUCUGACAGAGAAAUUGCCAUACAUAUUUUUGAUUCAGUAAGUACAACAGUAGUGGCACACAUCCGAGGUCAUCACAAAAGUACAAUCACAAGAUGUUGUUUUGAUCCUGAUAACCAGAGAGUGACUUCAGUAUCAUAUGAUAAGGCCAUAAAGCUAUGGGAUAUGAUAACACGAUCCACCUCAAUUACAAUUAACGAGGGACACAGCAAUGCUAUCUCAGAUUGCUGCUUUACCUCUCAUGGUCAUUAUUUGUGUACAGCAUCCUGGGACAAAAGCUUAAAAAUAUGGGAUAUAAAGAAAGGAGAAUUUCAGUGUCAUGAACCUGUUUCCUUGGACGAAGGACAUGAGGGUUCUGUUAGUUCCUGUGUUUUUAGUCAAGAUGCAUCCCUUGUCGUGUCUGGUGGAUAUGACAAAGCUGUAGCUAUAUGGGAUACAGAUGCAGGCUAUAAAAAGCUAAGCUUAAAGGGUCAUUGGGACUGGGUGACAGAUGUUGCUAUCAGCAGAAACAAGAAAUGGAUUCUUUCAGCCUCAAAGGAUUCUACUUUGCGAUUGUGGAAUGUUGAGAAGAUGGAUGAUGUUCCUUCAGUGACAGAAAUCAGAAAAGAAAGAGACUCAAAAAUUGCUCAGUGUGAAGAAUGUGAAAGAUCUUUCUUGUGCCUGCAACGUAGUGACUCUGAAAUGAUAUCCAAGUGUGUCUUCUGUCGUCUGUCUUCUCCACUGAGAAAAAUUUUGCCAUUGCCACCUUCUGUUUCUCCUGAUCUUUAAAUUAAGCUAGGAGUCUUGAGAUGUUGAUGCAUUUAAGUGUAAGUGGAGUGUCUGUACAUCUUUAUGUAACACACGUAUAAAGCUAAGAUUUUCCUCUAAACUUGCUCUACUGUAGUAGUCUGUAUGAAGAAUAAUAAAAUAGAUUUCACGAAUCCACUAAACAGCUGGGAUGUACCAGGUAAAGUAUAAAAUCCCCAGGAGUAGAAACCUUAGUUAUAGUGCAUGGUACUAGAGAA
Molecule: messenger RNA, 1472 nt
Organism: Strigops habroptila (Kakapo)
Lineage: Eukaryota; Metazoa; Chordata; Aves; Psittaciformes; Psittacidae
Gene: WDR88
Product: WD repeat domain 88
Exons: 11
Coding region: 40-1236 (398 amino acids)
Molecular function (GO): protein binding
Source: RefSeq, a predicted model, not a curated record